GUGCAACCGGAUUGGCUUCCUGUACUGAUAACCUUAGCCUGCUGCAUCUGGUUUCACACUGCUACGCUUAACACGAGCACGGGGCGCCUCACUAAUAUACAAGAUUCCGACGCUCCCUCCGUCAUGUGUCUGGAGUCAAUUGCCAUGGAUAAUACUUUAAUCCCCCCGCCUCCCCCCAUGGACAGGUCGACCACGGCCGAACAAGACAUGGAACUGCCCGCCAACUAUGUCAGUCUUGGCCUCAACAACAUCGUUGCCAGAGAAACUCGCGUCGAGAUUGAAAACAAUAAAGUCCAAUUUCCCGAUGCCUACUGGAGGGCCGGCAAUCCAGCAACAGAACGGCCAAAGCAUUACAACUUGUGGCCUGUCUUGAAGAAGGCUGUCUCGGCAAAUCUGGUAGAAGGAGCCAAAGUCGCUCGCAAGUUAACGGAAACCCACUUCAGCACGUCUUUGCCAGCCACAUCGACUCAAUCUCCGCCCAAGAUACGCUCCUUAUCAGCCAGGCGAAAACUUAGCUUCCCAGAGUUGGGCAGAGGAAUCAUGGUUGCCGGUCACCAUCCUCGAAUGGAUUCUCCAACCAUCCCAGGGAGGUUUCCCGUGCAUGAAAGGUCAUACAGCGCCCCCGGUGGGCCAUCAACCCCCUCUAUAUUGCACGAAGAAUCAACGUUGAUUCCUGUUUCUGAGCGUUUCAUCUGGUUCGCAGAUAGCGAUGAUGAAACCAAGAUAGCUGCCGCUACUCCCUUCAACGACAAGCUGAAAGAGGCCGCCGAAAGAACACCGACCGCAGAUAAAACAUCCCCUUCGGCCAAUAUCGUUGGAAAGUCUUUUGAACUAAAAGGAGACUGUGAUGAGGAAGAGAAACCCCCGGUGCCACCCAAGUCACCUCGCUUGACUACCCGUGCUGCAUUGAAUCAAGAGGGACGACUAGCCUCCAAGUACAAUUUGUCAUCACCGAAGUUGCCCCUGAGAAUCGACACAAAUAUCGCCAAGGCCGAGCCUUCAGUAAACAUAGUGCACAUUACCCAUCAAGCACGCCCACUAGUAACGCAGCCUCGCGCAUCCACUGCAAUGGACUUCUAUCCACCUGCCCCUAUCACUGCUCGGCUUCACAAGCGAAGCGAGAGCGCAUCCGGCUCUGUUAUGCCAACAAAGACCGAAUGUCCAGAAAAAAACCGAAAGCCGAUCCCCACCAAAGAACAUGUGAAAUAUGUGUCGACUGAAAAGUCGAUCAUGGCACGUGGCCGACCGAACAAACGCCGCGCCAAGGGCGAAAUAGUAACUAAGCAGUCUAUCUCUUCGGAGCGGAUUAGCUUCGCGACAAUACCUCCGGGAUUUGAUGUAAUAGAUGCUCCAGUACAAUUUCCUCCGUCAGAUGUCGAGAAAAUACAAACCCAGGCCAAGAUUCAAGCACAGAAAUUCAAGGUGCUGAGAUAUGAUGAUGUUAAAGCUAUGUCGCAGGAGCUUCGUGUUCUCGACGAACGCUGCGAUUACCUUCGCAACACUCAUAAAUCUCUUCGCACAGGGCGCAACCGUUUACACGAGCGGAUGAUCAACUUUCUUCGUUCACCACGGUCGACAAUAAACUAUCGCGAGAAUAUGCUGAGGCAAGGUGAGGCUCUGGCGGAGCUGGAUCGUUCCAUCGACGAAUGGAUUAACAAGCUCGAGCAAGUUGAGCACAGGCGAACUUGUGUUCGUCAGAAGCUGCUAGAGCAUGUUGCCGCCUCUCUAAUAUUAUCGGCCACGGCAUCCUCACAAGGUCCACCGCUACCACACCAUACUCCACCUCAAAGUCCUUUUAAUUCCGAGACUGGCUCCGACGCUGCUCGGGAGUCAAUAAAAAUCUACGCAGAUUCUGGAGUCUAUGCGGAUGCAGACAUAGAGGAUCUGCUUGCGGAUAUUCAACGACAAAUGGACGACAUGAGCCCAUCCCGAGAUCCCUCUCCUUGUCUAGAGAGUGCUGUGACAGCUUAAACACAUAACGAUAUGAUGGAAUAAUUGAAACAUACUAAUGAUGUUGAACGAUGUUGUAUGACUAAGAUGAACCGUCAAAUAUAACGUGCACAACGCCACUUUACCCUGACAAGACUCUUUGCUCAUGACCGUUAUUUGCUUUUCCCCUUUUUCCAUUUCCGACGUCAUGCAAAUCGACGAAAAUAUUUCAAUUACAUUUCUUCCAACCAGCUACUCCACGGGCGAGACCUAUAUUUAAUGCCACCCUGGUCUUUCGCUUUUCUUUGUGAUAUAUCUAUAUAACAACGGGGUGGUGGUGUGGAAACCCAUUUGAGACCACGACACCACCCGCGUGUUGCGGAUUAAUACCGAGAUAUUGGUGUAAUGUGAGAUGGACCAGGUAAUAUUGGAUAAUAUUACUGUCACAUUUACUCGAAUAGCUAAGCACUGAAAAGGAAUCUAUACUUCGUGAAAUUUU
Messenger RNA from Talaromyces proteolyticus, 2428 nucleotides. RefSeq names its product Up-regulated during septation-domain-containing protein. Lineage: Eukaryota; Fungi; Ascomycota; Eurotiomycetes; Eurotiales; Trichocomaceae. The coding region runs from base 124 to 1971 and encodes 615 amino acids. The transcript is spliced from 5 exons. The record is from RefSeq and is a predicted model, not a curated record.